Messenger RNA from Apis florea (little honeybee), 1039 nucleotides. RefSeq lists its product as uncharacterized. The record is from RefSeq and is a predicted model, not a curated record. Gene Ontology annotation, biological process: inflammatory response. Lineage: Eukaryota; Metazoa; Arthropoda; Insecta; Hymenoptera; Apidae. Gene Ontology annotation, molecular function: protein binding; tumor necrosis factor receptor activity.
CACGCUCAGCCUCCGUCGAAGUCGGAUCCUUGGUUCGUGAAGUCUUAAAGUUUUAAAGUGCGAAUCUUUAUUCGUUAAAAACAAGGAAUAAUAACAUCAAUCAUUAUUCUUAAAUUCUUCAAAAGAAUUCAUGAACUUUUAAUUUUAAUUAAAUCAUUUUAAUAUAAAUAAUUUGUGAAAAUUUAGUUCGUUAGUACGUAUAUCGUAUCGCAGUUUCGAUCCAACGAAUCGUACGAUCGAUUGUGAGACUUCAAUCCAGCCGAAAACUAAGCUUGUUACGAUCGAUAAAACAUAUAAUCGCAUAGCCGGGUCGUGGACCGUGGAAAUCGGAUUUUAAUCGUCUCAUUCGAAAAUAGAACGGAACUCUCGAUUCGGUGUUUGUGAUCGAUGUGCACCUGCAAGCAAUCGCAUCGGAUGCUGUAAGCGACUGUUGGCUAAUAUCUCAACUUCGACGUAAAACGUAUCGAGAGGGAACGAUAAGCAGAGGAGAAAAAUGCUUUCUACUCGAAGAUUAAUUGUUGCCAUGUUUGGAGUUUGCUUGCUAACUGCUCUUCUCGAGGUGAACGAAGCGAGACCACGUAUCAGGCAUCAGAAGGGCGGCAGUCAUUGCAGCAGAUGCGGUCCAGGAUGGGGUGUCGUGAACCGUUGCGUUCGUGGCCGUGACACCGAAUGUGGAAAAUGCGCGCCGGGCACGUACAGCCCUCACCACAGCAUCCAGCCUUGCUGGAUCUGUUCUAGAUGUGGGCCGGGUCUCUACGAGGCGCAUCCCUGCACCUCGAAAACGGACACCGUCUGCGAUUCUUGUCACAGGCCGGCCCCGGACAAUCCUGAUUACCAGAGAAAAUGCAAAGGGCGGACAAAUUUGUUCCUGGCUCCGGAAGAUGCGUUGGAAACUGGAGAAGAGAGCAUCUUGGUAAACGAUCCUGCUGGACAAGACCAGUUGGACGAUGGAAAGGAAUUGCUAGAGAAGGACGCUGAAGCGGCCAUUCUUAAUGAAGAAUUGAAUUCUUUGGAAAGGUUCUGAAUGUGAAAAGGUUCU